Molecule: messenger RNA, 1726 nt
Organism: Zeugodacus cucurbitae (melon fly)
Lineage: Eukaryota; Metazoa; Arthropoda; Insecta; Diptera; Tephritidae
Product: probable serine/threonine-protein kinase mps1
Exons: 4
Coding region: 489-1655 (388 amino acids)
Source: RefSeq, a predicted model, not a curated record
AUCGUCGUAGUCGUGAUUCGUGGAAGUAGCGGAGUUGCAGCAGCAGCAGCAACGGUGGCAGAGAAGAAUAGAAAUUUAAUAUUCCACCCAAAUUUCACACAUUUUAUUUGAAUGCAUUUAAAAGAACGUGUGAAAUUCGAAGUGUAAACGGAAGCGGAACAGUGCGAGCAGCAGGAAAAGACGAAAGUGAAAGGCAAAGCAGAGCAACAGCAGUAGCAGACGGCCGUACAGCGUAAGCAGCGAGCAAAAGCAAAAAAAAAAAAAAUAAGCAAAGUGACAGACUUCUUGAGCAAAAGACAAAUUGCUGUGUUGCUAUUUGAAGUUUUGAAUGUUGUAAAAAUUCUACGAGUUUCUACAAAUUCCAACAACGUGGCAAAUCUGUGUACUUUCGAAGGAUAUUGUUGGACACUGAAGCAUACGAUUUGCAUCAAAAUCAAGGUGUGAAAUUGUUUACACACACCAGUCUAACAAAACGCCGCCAGCCAGAAAUGUCCAAUGGUGACGAAGUGCUAGACAACUGGGAGGAAAUUGAUGAAGCUGGUUUGACAGAUACAUUGCAGAAGAUACAACAAAAACAACAGGAUACACCAGCGCAAAAAACCGAUAGUGCCAAAAAGUGCUCAACCAAUUUGCCAACAAAUUCGUCAAGUUCAAUAAAUUCUUCACUUGCAGUGUUUUCCAAUUCCACAACAAACACAGCUUCAACAACAGCUGAAUCGAAACAAUUUACGUUCUCCACAGCUGAGUUUCCAACACCUGCUGUCGCCGCAACCGUUCCGAUGAAAUUACUACAGCGCAACGCAAAUAAUACUGGUGGCAAUGUACAGGCCGCACUCGGUGGCAGUACAACAGCUGCUGAACUAAAAUCGCCACUCGAUGACAUGGCAGCUUCAUUUCAGCCGGUGAUGAUGAUGUUACAUAAACCAGCCGAUGAAUUCCAGUCUCAGAAUUAUGCGACACCAACGAAUUUGCAGACUGUGAAGAUAUUGCGUCGUCCCACGCAAUCUAUGGAGCCGCGUAAUAACGGUAUUAAGCCACGUCAGCCAAUUAAAACGUUGCAACAACGUGAGCAGGAGUACGCAGAAGCCCGUUUACGCAUUCUAGGAUCUGCAAAAAAUCCCGAGGAUGAUGUGGGCGCGUCAAACGCUACGAAUAAUGCGAGUGCAACAACAACCGCCACCGCCGUCAACACGACUGCAAGCACAAACAAUGCGUACAAGGGAAACAACGCUUCCCCCAAGGUCAAUCAGUCUGGCGGCAAAGGUGGAGGUGGCGGUGGUGGUGGUAAUGGUUCGCCACUUAAUAUGUACAAUAACUAUUACAAUCAUCAGCAACAACAACAACAACAUCAGCAGCAACAGCAACAAAAUAACUACUAUUAUAUGCAGCAACAGAAACAGCAACAGCAACAACAACAGAUACCACCCGCUUAUAACACCCGUUCAAUGUCAGCGCUGCUGCCACUUCCGCUACCGACUACGCUACAGCAUCAGCACCAACACCCGAAACCACAACUACAGAGCCAACAUCAAACAUGGUCACCUGUAGUCGGUGGCAGCGUGUCGUCAUCGGCUUUAAGACAACAACAGCAAGAGAGCAUUUUACGUUUGCCUCGUGGUCCUGAUGGAUCGAAUGGUUUUCAGAUGCGUCGGUAACGCGGUUAAUUACAACGGAAGAUUUUUAGUCAAACAUCGCCGUGAUCGUCAUAAAAAAAACAAAAAAACAA